Owenia fusiformis is the source of this 1574-nucleotide messenger RNA. The record is from the annotation of a GenBank genome assembly. NCBI's taxonomy places the organism in Eukaryota, Metazoa, Annelida, Polychaeta, Sabellida, Oweniidae.
AUUUGUUGAUCGCCCUCGAUAACAAUAUUGAUUUUUCUCAAAACUAAAAUAAAUCACAUGAACAACCUCCAACAAGUUAAACUGGGGUCAAAGCAGCCAUGGUACGACGUAAAACACCGACAUCAUUCAUAAUCGGUGGGGGUGCUUUACUUCUUCUUUGCAUUACAUACAACCUUGCUCCACUGAGGCACGUCAACAAAGCUUCAUUAGAUGAAGUACAAGAUCCACUUUUCACAUCAGAUAAAAGACAAGAUGACAAUGAUGAAGCAGAUGCAAGUGAAACUCAAGAAGAAGAUGUUCUGUUCAACACACUUGAACAUAUAAGAGAUAGAAAACAGAACUCAGAGACAAAGGAUAUAACAUAUGGUAACAAUGAAAAUGAUAACAAUAUGAAAACAUCAUUAGGAAAUGCACAGACUGGGUCAGAUGACACUGAAACUAAGAUUGACCUCAGUAACAUUAAACCACCAGGCACAAAUGGUUUUCAAAAAGACAAUAUUGCACGUGAAACACAAGAGGAAUCUGGUGAGACUAAUCAUAAAGCAAUAGAUGAAAACAAAUCAGUAAAUGAUGAUAAUGAUGAGACCAAAAAAACAACUCUGGUUUCAAUGCAAGAUAACUUGUUAGAAACAGUAAAAAGUGAACAAGGUACGGGUCUAGAUGAGAAUGACAAUGAAGAUACCUAUGAUAAGGAGACUGAACAUUAUGUGAUAGAAUCUGAGCAGAGCAUUGAGAAAAAGACUGGGAAUAAUGCCAAUGAGACGUACCUUCCAAAAACAAAGAAAUUUCCUGGUUUGAUUAUCAUAGGAAUACAUAAAUGCGGAACAUUUGCCUUGUCAUUUUUCUUACAGAUUCAUCCAAACUUAGUACGAACCCAGGGUCAAGAAAUCCACUUUUUUGACUGGGUAAUGGAAUAUAAAAAAGGACUGGAUUACUAUAUCAGUCAAAUGCCUUUAACGGAUCCCACUCAGAUUGGUUAUGAAAAAACGCCUGGCUACUUUGAUGGAGCAAACCCUAGAGAUAUUUAUAAUGCAAACAAAGAUGUAAAGCUAGCCAUCAUAGUAUGUGAUCCUGUACGUAGAACAAUGUCAAACCACUUGCUAAAGACCUUAGUAUUCAAGAAAAAUGUAACAUACGAGGGAUGUAUCUUACAUGAAAAUGGCACACUAAACACAGAAGGCUGUCCUUACAUCUACAGGGGACACUACGCAACUUAUUUCAAACGGUACUUGGAGGUAUUUCCUAGAGAACAAAUACUAGUGGUAUCUACUGAUGAGCUGAAGACAGAUCCUAUUAGUGUUAUCAAAAAGUUUGAAAUUUUUUUAAACCUCCCAAAAGUAGUGAAUGACAACAUGUUAUAUUUAGAUGAGACUACAAAACAAUUCUGUGUCAAACCACAGUACUGGAGUACAAAAUAUAUGGGGAAAUAUAAUGGCUGUAUGUUACGUCCUGACAAACACCAGGUUCAUCCAGAAAUUCACCCAGAACUGAUUAAGAAACUAACUAAUCACUUUAGGGAUCAAAAUAGAGAGUUUGUACAAAUGACUGGCAAAAACUUUUCAUGGGUGGAUUGA